Messenger RNA from Trichogramma pretiosum, 2054 nucleotides. RefSeq names its product CCAAT/enhancer-binding protein-like. The transcript has a single exon. Gene Ontology annotation, molecular function: RNA polymerase II cis-regulatory region sequence-specific DNA binding; DNA-binding transcription factor activity, RNA polymerase II-specific. Bases 595 to 1833 code for a protein of 412 amino acids. NCBI's taxonomy places the organism in Eukaryota, Metazoa, Arthropoda, Insecta, Hymenoptera, Trichogrammatidae. Gene Ontology annotation, biological process: regulation of transcription by RNA polymerase II; DNA-templated transcription. The record is from RefSeq and is a predicted model, not a curated record.
UGGGAGACUUUGCCGAGCAAACGAGCCCAUUGGCGGCGAGUUUAUAUCGGCUGCUAGCCCUGCUGAUUCACGAACGCGCUCUCUCUCUCUCUCUUUUGAAAGACUGAUAUACACGUCUAUCCAUUCGCGAAAGCUUUAGCGCUAUGCCGCCAAAUACGAAGUCGUUCAGUCGCGCGAAGGCAGUCAGACUUGGCGCACGUAUACGACGAAAGUUACGCGCUCAGUUGCUCUCGCCUCCACCUCUGCCCCGCGUACGAGCUUGACAGGUCAGCGUUUGUUUAUGCUCCAUCCAGAGGCAAGAUUAUCAGUUUCUACGAUUACCAGUGCUCCUAGCAACGAGGACGCGAGUUCGGUGCUGCGAAUUUAAUAAGCUGUUAUUCAAAAUAAAGUGCUCUGUGACCAAAGGCUCGCAAGUUGCUUUCCUUGCUCGAACUCGUGCUUUAUUUGUGAACAUAGCAUACGCAUCGCCGUAGUGACUGUGCCGAAAUCGUUGUGAUUAUUGCUGUCGUUGUUUUUGUUAUUUUUGUGCUUUCAAGACUUGUGUCAUGUUGUGCGGGAAGCUUUGACGCCCUGCUUAUCAUACGAUAGUGCUCGAUGGACAUGGAAUCACCGAACAUGUACGAUAAUCAAGCCCACCAAUUGGGCCAACAGCAGCUGCAGGCCGAUCUGAAGAAAGCUGCUCAACUCUUGGGUACCGGUAGCAAUGGUACAAAUAACAACAAUUCCAGUCUGCAGGUCAAUCACAAUCAGCAGCAACAGCAACAAUCACAGCAUCAACAGCAGCAGCAUCAGCAGCAGCAACAGCAUCAGCAACAGCAGCAGCAUCAGCAGCAGCAGCAACAACAACAACAACAACAACAAAACAAUGUCGUGAGCAAAGUGCCGGUUUCCAAAGCCGCUGUGCAGUCGCAGUAUGCCGAGCACUGUGCUGUCUCGGGCGAGCUUACAGAUCUCAACACACCGGAAAUCUCUCUGGACUUGCAGCAUCUGAUCGACGACUCGCAGUUCAACGAAAACAUUCUGGAGAUGCUGAACAGCAGCCAGCCGAACGGUGUGCCGGGGAGUGCGAAGCACUCGCGACUCUCGUCUGCCGGUUACCCGCGUGCCACCGGGCCCGCCCUGGCUUACAUGCCUCAGCCGGUGCACAGCAGCGCGUCCACUUACCAUCACGGCGGUGUGACGUCGAGCGCCGCCUCGGCCGGACAGAUACAACACAGCUGCAGCGACAGCAGCAGUAGCUGCAACUCCAGCAGCGAGUCACCCUCGAUAAAGGAAGAGCCGCAAGAUCCCACGGACUCGCGGCGGGCUCAACUCGGACCCGGUGUCAACCAAGUGGCCCAAGCCUACGGAUACCCUACGAGUUUCGGCGGUCAGGCGGCCUCGUUCGCUCCCCUGGUGCCAGGCCUAGGGGGUCAGGCGACUAGUUUGCAUCCACAGCAGCAACAGCAGCAGCAGCAGCAGCAGCAGCUCGCUCAACAGGUAGGCCCACGCGGCCAGAUAAAGAGUUUGCAGGCCGGUUCCUCGGCUGCUUCGCGAAAGCAAUCCAAGUGCAUCGACAAGGCCAGCGACGAGUACAGACGUCGUCGUGAGCGCAACAAUAUAGCCGUGCGCAAGAGCCGGGAAAAGGCAAAAGUGCGCUCGCGGGAGACCGAGGAGCGCGUCAAAGCCCUCAUGAAGGAGAACGAGACGCUGCGCAAAAAGUGCGAAUAUCUCACCGAGGAACUGUCGGUGGUGCGCCAGUUCAUCGGCGCAGGUGUCGGAGGUCUGCCUGAACAUUUGCGAGAGCUCUCCAGGGUCAUGGAGUACCAACACACGGGUGGCCAGACCAUGUAGCCAUCUGUAAGCUUUUACUUCGGGGCCUCGACGAGCCACCCGUUUCUUUUCCAAGUAUUCUCUCAUUCUGUGACCCAACCUCUAUCGAAGACAUCAAAUUUCUAUAGUGAGUGCACUUCGCAGUCCUUCGUCCUUCCAGGAUUUCACUUUAUGACUCUCGGGACUUUGAACGUGCGAGUGUCCCCUGACGUGUAUCAUAUUAUUUUUAAUAUUAUUUAUAA